Saxophila tyrrhenica is the source of this 1194-nucleotide messenger RNA. RefSeq lists its product as uncharacterized. Gene Ontology annotation, molecular function: tRNA (cytidine-N3)-methyltransferase activity. The coding region runs from base 1 to 1194 and encodes 397 amino acids. The transcript has a single exon. The record is from RefSeq and is a predicted model, not a curated record. Lineage: Eukaryota; Fungi; Ascomycota; Dothideomycetes; Mycosphaerellales; Extremaceae.
AUGGCCGAGGCGAACGAUGCAGCACCCAUGGACCUACCAAUACGGGAGAAGCAGCCCAAACAGCAACUCACAAAGGGCAUGGAGCACAUGCGAUCCUACGUAACCAUCCAGGACAAUGCCGCCGCCACACCAGCCAAGGAUACCACAGACCCCGGCUCAGAUGCCUACGGAGUCCCAGCAACUUACGCUCCAAUCCGCCAGCCAACCUCAGCGCCUAUACAGAACAACCCAGAAAAACGCAGCGAUCCCUUCCAAUUCGGAACCCGCUACCUCGAGCAAGGCGACGACAUCUUCUCCCACAACGCCUGGGACCACGUGGAAGUCGACCCGCAAUAUAGCGACUUCAUCGUCGAGCAGACAGAAUUUCAGCGCUCGAAUCAGGUCUCGGAUUUCGACAAGCAGCGCUUCAACUCCCAGCCCGAGAAAUGGUGGGAUAAGUUCUACUCCAACAAUGCGGCGAAUUUCUUCAAGGAUCGGAAGUGGUUGGGUCAGGAAUUUCCGGUGUUGGGAGAGGUUACGAGAGAGGGUUAUGGGCCGGUGACGGUGCUGGAAGUGGGAGCUGGAGCCGGGAAUACUGCGUUCCCAAUCCUGGCGACGAAUGAGAACCCAGAGUUGAGGUUGCGUGCAUGCGACUAUAGCAAGAAGGCCAUUGAGAUCAUUCGAGCGCAGGAGGCAUAUACGGCUCAAGAGUCGCCGGCACUGCAGGCAGAUGUAUGGGAUGUAGCUGGCGAAGAGCUUCCGCCGGGUUUGGAACCUGGAUCUGUGGAUGUCGUGCUUAUGAUCUUCAUCUUCUCGGCUCUCUCACCAGAUCAAUGGAAGAGAGCUGUGCGGAACACCUUCACACUUCUGAAGCCCGGGGGCGAAGUUUUGUUUCGGGAUUACGGAAGGGGGGAUUUGGCGCAAGUGCGGUUCAAGAAGGGACGGUAUCUGGACGAGAACUUUUAUGUGCGUGGAGAUGGGACGAGGGUGUACUUCUUCGAGGAGGAAGAAUUGAGGAGGAUUUGGGAAGGCCGUUCAGCGGAAGAUGGCGAAGAUGCCAAUGCCGAUGACGAAUCCGAGGACAAGAAAGAAGCCGCCCCGAAGUUUGAGAUCGUCAACCUGGCAGUCGACCGAAGGAUGCUGGUCAACCGGCAGCGAAAACUCAAGAUGUACCGCUGCUGGAUGCAAGGACGAUUCAGGAAGCCUCCAACAUGA